UUUCUAUUGAGUUGGGAUCUAAAAAUGGCUGAGAACAGUCCCAUAGCGUUGAAAAGAUGUGAUUCAGCCUGUGUAUCCACAGUAAACAUGGAUGCUAUCUCAGCACUGACAGAACUAGAGGACCUGGAAAGGGUCUACCAACAGCUCUGCACGCAGGAGAACGAGGUGGCGACGGAGCUAGAUAAACUGGUGGAGCAGGAAGGCAGCAUUAACAAUAAGAUGUUGGGGCUCCAGAGGAUGGGACCGAACUUGCAGCUGAUUGGAGGAGAUGCCAGCCAACUGGCUGGGAUGAUCACCUUCACCUGCAGCCUGGCGGAAAACGUCAGCAGUAAAGUCAGACAGCUCGACCUGGCAAAGACAAGGCUGUACAAGGUUAUCCAGCGGGCCGACGACAUUCUGGACCUGAAGUUCUGCACCGAUGGCGUGCAGACAGCACUUCGCAACGAGGAUUAUGAACAGGCUGCUGCCCACAUCCACCGUUACCUUUCUCUUGAUCAAUCAGUCAUUGAGCUCAGUCGGCAGGGACAAGAGAGCAGUGCCGUGGACGCCAGCCUGGCCACGUUGCAGGAGGCUGAACAGCGCCUCAAAGUCCUGGUUGCCGAGCGACUUGAUGAGGCUGUUGCCGCAGGCGACCUGGCACAGGUGGAAAGGUUCUUCAAGAUCUUCCCUUUACUGGGUCUCCAUGAACAGGGUCUGGCUCGCUUUGGACAGUACCUCUGCAGCCAGCUGGCGUCUAAGGCAGAAGAGAACCUGCAGCUGGCCCUGGGAGGAGACCUGGGGCAGAGGAGAGCUGCUCUGGUGUUUGCUGACACUCUGACUCUGCUGCUGGAGGGCAUUGCCCGUGUUGUGGAAACCCACCAGCCCAUAGUGGAGACGUACUAUGGUCCCGGCCACCUGUACACCCUUAUCACACAUCUGCAGGAGGAGUGUGAUCGGCAGGCUAAGAACAUUGUGGACAAGUUCAUUCAACAAAGGAACUACCACAAUAAGUUUCAGAUUGUCCAGAGCAGCAUGAUGAAGGGUGGUGCCAUGGAGAAGAUAGAACCCAGGGAGCUGGACCCAGUGCUGAUGGAGGUGACUUUGAUGAAUGCCAGAGCAGAGCUGUACUUGCGUUUCUUGCGUCGUCGUAUGAUGGCGGACUUUGAGGUUGGGGACGCCACAUCAACCAUCACACAGGAGCACCAGCAGAGUGUGGAGAAGCUGCUGAAACACUGUGUCCUGAGUCGCACCAUGCAGGAGCUGAUAGGCUACUACAUCCCCAUGGAGGAAUAUUACAUGAGAGAGACGGUCAAUAAGGCCGUUGCUAUGGAUACGUAUGAGAAGGGUCAGCUGACAUCCAGCAUGGUGGAUGACUGUUUCUACAUUGUGAAGAAGUGCAUCAGCAGAGCUCUGUCCAGCUCCAGCAUCGACUGUCUUUGUGCCAUGAUUAACCAUGCCACGUCCACACUGGAGGGGGACUUCAGGGAGGUGCUGUAUACCAAGCUGCGCCAGGGCUUCCCUGCCACCACCCUGCAGGACAUCCAGCGAGGGGUGAGCAGUGCGGUCAGCCUGGUGCACAGCAGCCUACAGCAGGGCAAGUUCAACACCAUGAGCAUAGAGAGCGCAGAGGUCGCUAAGGCCGCCUUCCUGGUCACUCUGAAUAACGUGGAGGUGUGCAGUGAGAACAUCAGUACCCUGAAGAGGAACCUGGAGAGUGACUGUUCGAAGCUGUUCACCCAGGGGGCGGGGUCAGGGGAGCAGGCCAAGAUUGACAGCUGCCUGUCAGACCUUGUCAAUACUUCCAGCAAGUUCAAGGAUCUUUUACAGGAGGGUCUGACAGAGCUCAACUCCACGGCCGUGAAGCCCCAGGUCAAACCCUGGAUCAGCAGCUUCCUGUCAAUCUCCCACAACAUAGAGGAGGAGGAGUUCAGUGAGUAUGAAGCCAAUGACCCCUGGGUGCAGCAGCUCAUCAUUAACCUGGAGACACUCAUGGCUGAGUUUAAGGUCGGUCUGUCUUCGGUCAUCUACGAUACUCUGACCAGCCUGAUGACCAGCCUGGUCUCCAUGGAAAUGGAGAAGACCCUCCUCAAGUGCACCUUCAGCAGGCUGGGCGGUCUGCAGUUUGACAGGGAGCUGCGUUCUCUGGUGGCCUACCUCACCACCAUCACCACCUGGACCAUCAGAGACAAGUUUGCUCGCCUCACACAAAUGGCUACAAUCCUGAACUUGGAGAGGGUAACAGAGAUUCUGGACUACUGGGGUCCUAACUCAGGUCCUCUGACGUGGCGUCUGACACCGGCCGAGGUGCGCCAGGUUCUGGCGCUCCGUAUUGACUUCCGCAGCGAGGACAUCAAGAGGCUUCGUCUCUAACCUCCCGCCUUGGAGAUGUGUUUGUGAGCUGGUUCCCAGGGAGGGGACUCUCCCUGCUACCAUAGCAACCCUGCUCUCCCUCCUGGUGUCCCAUCUGUAGAAGGGACCAACACCUGGGUGUGUGCUCUUCUGUGCCUCCUGUAUGGGCCUGGUGCAGGACCGGGCCAGGGGCCCUCUUGGUGUUGCUAUAGCAACUGUGGGUAUUGGUUAUCAAGAAGGGUGAGGAGUUUCCAGAUGGAGGAGGAAGUGUCUGCUGUGACCCCUAGCCCCCGCUGUGACCCCUGACCCCCGCUGUGACCCCCAGCUGACUGCGUGGCCUAUUCAGGAGGCAGUCUGAUAUUAAAGGUUGUGGGGUUGUGCUGUUAGCGUACGAGCUAAGAUCCUUUAUAAGAGUGUGAAGAUCAUAGUAAUAAAUGUUGACUAUUUAAUAAAGAUCCAGCUGUUGUUUCAUAA
Messenger RNA from Hypomesus transpacificus, 2802 nucleotides. It is a transcript of the gene cog4, whose product is annotated as component of oligomeric golgi complex 4. The transcript has 19 exons. The record is from RefSeq and is a predicted model, not a curated record. Lineage: Eukaryota; Metazoa; Chordata; Actinopteri; Osmeriformes; Osmeridae. The coding region runs from base 25 to 2349 and encodes 774 amino acids.